ACUUAGAAGGGAAGCACAAGUGGCCAAGCUACAGUGCAUUGAAUUGAUGGAUAACCUAUUCUUGAAGUACUGAAGAGAAGAAAUGUUCACGUGUUAAUGCGGCAGGCCACAGACAACAAUUUGAACAACAUCUCCGUCAUCCUUUGCCACAGAAAACGUCUUUAUCCCUGAUGCGAUUCUUUCUGCCCAAGAAGGCAACAUCCAUUACGGACCACAACUCCCGAGGGAAACUGGUUCUGCUGCCCACUUUAGUUUUAACCUCCCAAUCCCGAGCCCAGUCUCUCUCAGUGGAUACGUCUCGCGGCAUCAGUACUGAAUAUUACACUUCAGAUUGUCUCCCUACUGUAGGAAAGAUACUGAUAGCGAUGAAGAAAGGGAUACAUCAAUUAAAACAAAAGAUGUAUGAGGAUGUGAAUUUUUUUUACCACACCAACACACAUGGAAAUGUUUCUACCCAACUGAAAGCAGAUAUAAGUGACUCCUCUUUCCUAAAUAACCUCAGUCACCAAGGGAUUUGUCAAUAGUUUGAAGAAGUGCUCAGCAGUGAUCUGUUUUGCAACUUCACUGCACAAGGUAUAAGGUGCGUAAAAGUUUAAAUGCAACUCAGAAUAUUUGAAAUAUUGGGGAUUUUUGAGAACAAAUAUAUUUAUAAAAUUGGUAUAUGGUAGUAAUGAUGCCCUGUUUUCAGUUUUUUUUUUUGGAAAUUUGGCACUAUCAUGUAAGAUGCAAGCUAUAAAUGUGUAUUUAUGAUUGUGGUAUUUUCAGAUUGAACUAAUUUUUCCACAAGCAUUAGACAGGACUGCUAAUAACAGUAGGUUCGACCAGGAAGUAUGUGCAUUAGUGUUUUAAUAACUUGGCUGAGUUUCUGAUUGUAUGUGAAAUAAUGAGACAGGACAAGUGUGAUGAAAUUAACAAAAAUCUAUAUUUCUACAAGAAAGCAUCAUACAUACUUGCAGUGGUGGGAUUCAAAUAUUUUAACAACAGG
This is a messenger RNA of Limulus polyphemus (Atlantic horseshoe crab), 985 nucleotides long. RefSeq lists its product as uncharacterized. Lineage: Eukaryota; Metazoa; Arthropoda; Merostomata; Xiphosura; Limulidae. The coding region runs from base 171 to 524 and encodes 117 amino acids. The record is from RefSeq and is a predicted model, not a curated record. The transcript is spliced from 3 exons.